CAUUCUCAAAUACAUCGCCCCAUCAACGCCUAAGGGGAGGGGGGACCGCCAACGAUUCGCACACCGCAGCACAGCAGCAACAGCAACAACAACAACAACAGCAGCAGCAGCAGCAGCCGCAGAAACGACAAACGCGUGCCCCUUGACUCCGAUCCUCCUCCUCCUCGAGAGCGUCUUGUCUGUGCUAUCCCCCACCCACCAUCAGCAAUGUCGACCACCGCUACUGCUGGCACCCCAACGACAACGACCGAGACGCCUACAUCCAUAGAGGGAACCUUUCCUUUUCCGCCUCCUUCCCCUCCGCCUCCUCCUCCUGUUGGUGCUGCUCCUUUGACCUCCAACCCCCCAACCAAUGCUUCUCCGACGCCUUCGAGUGAUCCUCCCAUUACAAUUGACCUUGUGAACUCUCCCAUCAUCGACAUGUCACCGACCCUGGAACCAAGAAUAACACCACCUCCACAGGAACAACAAGGGCCUCUAUCGGACCAAAAUCAGGAUCAGGAUCAGGACCAGGACAGAGUGAUGCAGAUGCCUCCACCAACGACAUCAUCGCCUCUCGAUGAACCGACACCAGCACCGCCAUCAUUACCGCCACCGCCAUCGCAAUCACCGGCUCCAGCAGAGCCAAUGACAACACCGCGACCCACUGUCGCCACGGCAUCACGAUCGCCUGCUCCAAUAGAACAUAUGACGGUACCUGGACAUACCAUGCCUCCAUCAACACGAUCGCCCGCUCCAACUCCAAUUGUAAUAACGCCCGGACCCGUCGCUAUGCUCCCACAAAGUCGUGAAUCAUCACCAGUGCCCGUUGUCGACAUGCCAGAGCCAAUGGAUCCUCUCUCACACCUGUCCGAGAUCUUUGAAAAGAUCAAAAAACAGGUCAUUGAAUGGGGUGAGGAUGCAAACUGGAAAAUCGAUGUUUUUCUGCUUCCGAACGAGGAUGGCUCCAUCCCAGAUGGUGAUGCUCCAGCGCAAGCUGGACCCUUGGGCCGGAGCUCGCAGGACGUUGCUCCGGUAGCACCACCGAGGAUGGGCCUUACGGACAUUCCACGGCCGCCAGGACGGGAUAUACAGGAUGUCGAGAUGAGGCAUGCUCCUAGCUUAUCUCGGUUCGAAUUGCAGCCUCCACCGAACGAUCUGCCAAUGUCCAUGGAUGAGCCUAUGGUGGCAUCUUUAAGAGAGCAAGAUAUUGCCAAUAUGAGUGAAUCAGAGGCGAGACAGAUGUUGUCGCUGGCUGUUCGUCAAUUGCGGGAACAACAAAUGGCAUUAUCGCAUGCCAUACAGGACGUUGAGUCUAUGCAACGCGUAGCCGCAAAAAAGGAAAUGGAUUAUGAAGCUCGAUUGGAAGCUGAGAAGAGGAAUAUGGGUCGGGAAAAUAUGGUUCUGUCCAAGAAAUGGAAGGACGCAUCAUAUCUACUGUUGGAGAAAGAUCGCGAGCUGCGAGACAUACAGAUGCAGCUGGAAGCAGGAAAGCGGUAUGUCAGAGAAAGAACUGAGGAGCGACGAAAGCGCUUUGAAGAGUUUGGAAUGAGUUUUCCCCGUACGGCACCUGGACGGGAUGGAAUCGGACUUGCUCACUCAUCCUCCAUGCCCUCUCUACCUACCAGAACCGAGCCAAUCCAGCCACCAUUUCACCAGCACCGCCACCGUCGCGUUCAUUAUCAUCGUCACCACCAUCGCCAUUUAACCAGACGUCGAGGCGUAGGAACGGACUCAUUGGAAAACUUGGCCUUGUUGGCGACGCAAGCUCUAUCGAGCGAACCUCUGGUUAUUUCAAACGAGUCGAAUAACAACGGCGAUAGCAGCAGCACAUUAAUACCACCAACGGCGUCCUCAGGUCUGAUCCUUAGUGCGGAUUAUACGUCCCGCUUAGAAAAGAAGCGAAUCUCACCAGGAGAACGGGAUCAAGGUCUACAACUACGACCUGUCAAACGAGUAGGCCUGAAUCCUCCCGAGGGAGAGGACGUCUCGUCUAUAGGCGGGAGUGGAUCGUCACCUGCGGCAAAGUCGAACGGAGGAACAGGCACAGGCAUGAGAGCAACAAUAUCGAACGGACGAUCAAGUUUGGGUAGCUUUACCAGGAAACCACAGCAACGGAUUCCCUCCCAGCAGACUUCACGGUUGUCCCCUUCGUCGCGGUCGUCUGGAACGAGUGCAUUCCAGCAUAAUGCGUUCGCAAAGUCGUCGCCGUCAGGAUCUAGAACGGAUCUUUCGGCAGCAGCUGGAAAGGAUGCGUCGAGUAGGACGGCUUCAACGAAAUUCAGGCGGUCGUGAACCAGGUCGAGACGUUGUCCUUUUGCCACACAAUAAAACAUAACAAUCGUAGUCUGCAUUGAGAUAUAAAGAGUGCAAGGGUCUUGCUGAGUGCGUUCUUGUCGCGGAAGAUCGAGCUGUUCGUGUCUGCCUCAAUAUCAUGAUCACAUGACUUUUUCGCGGCUCCGAACCCCCAAGGAUCG
Molecule: messenger RNA, 2456 nt
Organism: Gamsiella multidivaricata
Lineage: Eukaryota; Fungi; Mortierellomycota; Mortierellomycetes; Mortierellales; Mortierellaceae
Exons: 7
Coding region: 208-2274 (688 amino acids)
Source: RefSeq, a predicted model, not a curated record